Messenger RNA from Colletotrichum scovillei, 1921 nucleotides. RefSeq names its product UDP-galactose transporter. The record is from RefSeq and is a predicted model, not a curated record. Lineage: Eukaryota; Fungi; Ascomycota; Sordariomycetes; Glomerellales; Glomerellaceae. The transcript is spliced from 4 exons. Gene Ontology annotation, cellular component: Golgi apparatus. Gene Ontology annotation, molecular function: GDP-mannose transmembrane transporter activity; antiporter activity. The coding region runs from base 358 to 1512 and encodes 384 amino acids.
CGCGUGUUCCCCUGCGUUCCCGUCCCGUUCGUUCUAAUUAAUGCCCAAGAGCAUUUGACCCCCUUAACCUCCGUUUUCUUUCUUGACCCCAGAUCUUCAACAACGCUUCCCCUAGAGCCAGAUCACCGCGUCCGCAGACAACGAAGCGUGAAGGACCGCAGCUACGACUCGAUCAACCCAUCACUACCUUCUACCUCGUCGAAGUCGCGAGGCCGUUCAUACACGAUUCUCCCCGUUACCGAAUCUCGGCGCAUUCGCAAGCUCUACGGCUGCAUCCCGCGCCAAACCCGUUGAAGCCAGCUUGCUUCCACUGCCAACUUGACAUACCGUCUAGACAAUUGUACAUCAAGCGCCAUCAUGUCGGACAAGAAGAACGAGGAUUACGAGCUCCGCCCCUCCGAGUCAUUUGGAGAGAAGGAUGGCUUUCUGGCUCGGCCUCCUCCAAGGCCGCGUCCUACUCUGGGAUCGCCAAUCAGCAAGAUUGACAACAGUCCCGGCGCUGCCAUUCUCGCCUACUGCUUCUCUUCCAUCAGCAUGACAGUCGUCAACAAAUAUGUUGUUUCAGGCCAGUUCUGGAACCUCAACUUUCUUUACCUUGCUGUCCAGUCCAUCGUGUGCAUCCUUACCAUUAUCGUGUGCAAGAACCUCGGAAUGAUUACGAACCUGGCGCCAUUCGACACUGACAAGGCAAAGAAAUGGUUCCCUAUCGCACUCCUCCUGGUUGGCAUGAUUUACACGGGCACCAAGGCCUUGCAAUUUCUCUCUGUGCCGGUAUACACCAUCUUCAAGAACUUGACCAUCAUCGUCAUCGCGUACGGCGAGGUUUUGUGGUUCGGCGGCAGUGUUAGCCCUCUUGCCCUUCUCUCUUUUGGCCUGAUGGUCCUCAGCUCCGUUGUUGCCGCCUGGGCUGAUGUCCAGCAUGCUCUUGGAGGUGGCUCGCAGUCUGCCGAAGCCUCUGCCGCCGUUUCGACCUUGAACGCUGGGUACGCGUGGAUGGGCAUGAACGUUUGCUGCACUGCGGCCUAUGUGCUGGGCAUGCGCAAAGUUAUCAAGAAGAUGAACUUCAAGGACUGGGACACCAUGUUCUACAACAACCUUUUGACGAUUCCCGUCCUAAUCGUUUGCACAUUCCUUGCCGAGGACUGGUCUUCGGCAAACAUCGAGAAGAACUUCCCCGUCGAGUCGCGCAACAGCCUGUUUGUCGGCAUGAUCUACUCGGGACUCUGCGCCAUUUUCAUAUCCUACUGCUCUGCAUGGUGCAUUCGUGUGACCUCGUCAACGACGUACUCCGUGGUUGGCGCGCUCAACAAGCUUCCCAUCGCCAUCAGUGGUCUGGUCUUCUUCGACGCCCCUGUCACAUUUGGCAGUGUGUCGGCUAUUGUUGUUGGCUUCAUCAGCGGUAUUGUCUACGCGUGGGCAAGGAUUCGUCAGACGGAGGCUUCCAAGAUGUCAUUGCCGACGACACAACCCAUGAGCGCGAGCUCGCAAAGCAAUAGGGAUGCAAACAAGUAGUGGCUGCUAGUAUGGAAAGGUUGCCGGAAUAGAGGCAAGUUUUGGGCGCAGCUUGUCCACGUGAGAACCUUGUGUUGGUGGCACGCUGAUGACGGCCGUCAUCUAUCCCAUUUUGGACAGCCGUGUGGGAGUGAUGGCCGAGGGCGCAAUACAAUUCGAACUCGGCCAGGUUCGGCUUCGCUCUGCUCUUGAGAUCAGAAUAGACAAGAAAACCUGUGCCACGAUGCAUGCUUCAGCCUUUGGGAUGUGGGCGGAAGAGCGGAAAAAGGAGAAGCACGAGAUGAUAAGAUACGAAAAGGCGCGUUAGAAUACUGCAACAUUUCGUUUGCUGACGAAAUGAAUGUGGAACGAUAGCACAGUACUAUGGAGUAUGUAGCAAUGUUGUAAUGCCAUGACACUGAUUCCACAC